Molecule: messenger RNA, 2197 nt
Organism: Papilio polytes (common Mormon)
Lineage: Eukaryota; Metazoa; Arthropoda; Insecta; Lepidoptera; Papilionidae
Gene: trus
Product: programmed cell death protein 2-like
Exons: 8
Coding region: 183-1478 (431 amino acids)
Cellular component (GO): cytoplasm
Source: RefSeq, a predicted model, not a curated record
AAAAGGAAUGUAACAUGCGAAUUUGAAAUGUCAAAUCUAAUGCCACUGUCAUUAAAACAUCAAUAUUGAUAUUGAUGAAAAAGGUGGAAACUAGAGAAGAAAAACUAAGGAAAUACUAUUGUAUCGAAAUUAACUUUUGAAAUCCCUGAAGUUCAGUGUUGUGUCCUGAAAGUGAAUGCAGCAUGGCCAAACGACAAGGCAAGGUCUAUUUAGGAUAUGAAGAGGAAAUCAUUGGAGAGAAGAACCAAGUUCUUCUGAGUUACAAAGUGAACAAAAUAGGUGGUUUCCCAAACUGGCCACCUCUAGAUAACUUAAAAUAUUCAUCGAAAUGUCCAUUAUGUGGAUUGCAUCGAAUGCUGAUCGUCCAAUGCUAUGCCCCGCUGGAAAAUUCCGUCUACCACAGAACAUUGUAUGUUUUUGCCUGUAUUAGUCCUAAUUGCUGGAACCUAUCGGAAGGUUGGGAAUGUGUCCGGAGCCAGAUCCAAGAAUCAAGUGUAACAAAGCAGGAAAGCAUUACAGUAACACCAAGUGCUGCCAACCUCGCGUGGUGCAAUGCAGCUGAUGAAUGGGAUGAGAAUGACAAUGGUGAUUCUACUAAUGGCAAUGUUAUGAAUGUUGAUAAUGAACCAGCUAAUGGUGUGAGAAACUCUGAUGAUGAUGAGAGUAAUUCCUUUGAGUUGGAAACUGUUGAGCAAGCAUUGGGAAAUCUACAGGUGUUUGAUGCUCAUAAUGCCAAUAUGUCCCCACAAGGUGCGGUGGGCUCCAACUGUGGCCCAGAGGCAGCAGCUGAGCUGGAAGGAGGUGAUGAGCCCGGCUUGGUUAUUGUGGAGACUCCUACUGCCGCGAUGAAUGAUAUUGAAGCUCUGCUGCAUCAGACUGCAGAGCUACCGGUUGAAUUAAGAAACAAGCUGACGCGAGUACCAAUGCAGUUCAUCCCUAAGUAUAUUUACGUGGAAGAGGAAUACAAGAAAUCAUGCUUUAAUGAUGAUCGCGUCACUGAACUGCUUAAUAAAUAUAAAAAUGAGAAUGAAUUAGAUAUCGAUGGUGUUGCGGAGAGUGUGUCGGGGGCUGGGGCGGGGGCGGGGUCGGGGGAUGAGGAGACGUACGAGGAAGCCGCUCCCCUGCACGGUGAUAAACUCUUUCACGCUUUCGUCACACGAUUGAAGAAUAACCCUGGACAAAUACUAAGAUAUACACGAGAUGAGGCACCAAUUCUCGGUGCUCCUUUAGUAGUCAACUCCGCGAUACCGGAGUCUCCGCGCGUACCAAAUGUAUGCAACCGCUGUGGUUCCCGACUCAUCUGUGAAUUACAAUUAGUACCAGAGUUCGCCGAUACAUUGAAAAUUUCCCCCAACGAUAUAUCAUUGUCCCAUUUACAUUUCCUCUCCGUACUCAUCUUCACGUGCUCACAAAGUUGCUGGCAGUCAAUGGACACUGUUGUCAAUGAAAUUGUCGUAUUCCAACCAGAAAUCGUUUAAUCGAUAGAAUUAGUCGAAGUUCACAUUUUGCCUUUCUUCUCGUCGUAGAAAUGAAUAAAUUAUGCCUUAUAGUGUAGGUGAUAAAGGUCAUUUUCUGCUUCAGACAUUUAGGUUGUAGAAGAUAUAGUAUUAAAGAAAUUACUCUAUUAAUCAAAGUAUCCGCAGAAAUCUGCAUACAUAUGUAGGACGGGGUAAGGUGGUCUAACCAUGAUCAGAUCUUAUUGGACAUUUUACCCCAUCUCACGCUCGAAUAUUCAGGAUUUGAUAAAUUCAGUGCAAUCUAUAGGAUAUAUUCAUAUAGCGUCCGCAAUAAGGAAAUUAUAUCGUCCUAUUAGCUUGUACAAAUAUCAGUUAAAUUGGUUUUAUAAAACCUAUCGAAAAAUGCUUACUUUAAUUACUAUUUGAAAAGAGAUCUUUCUAAACAAACAAAAUAUAAUACAAUGUGAUUUUUGAUCCAUGUAUAAAUCUGGAUAUAACAAAAAACGUCCAAAUGGAUACUGUAGAAAUUGCAAUAUUUUACCUACUAAACGAUAUUGGAUGUUGUUUUUAUUAAUACUACGAAACUGAAUAUCAAAAAAUAGGAGAUUCCUAAUUCGUCUGUAUGUUUUUUCAUUAUUUUUAUGUAUAAAUAAUCAGUUUGUAUUACCGAAAUUUACGUCUUUUAUUUGUUUUACGUUUUUAUUAUUGUAUAAAAAAAUGGGUAACAAAUAUCCAUAAUG